GUCGAGAACAUAGAGAGAAAAAGAAUCGGAAGGAAAAACUUUCGAAAAUUUGAUCUAAUCUAUAGCCAAUCGAAAAAGAAGCUGAAUAGGAAGAAUAUGAGGAAUGAAGCUGAAGUAAUUUGCAUAAAAGGCAUCGAACAUGAUCAUGAAAGAUGUGGUUGCCUCCACGCUGCUCUCCACUGGUUUGUUUGCCACUACGUUCACAAGCUGAGGUGGCAACCCGAUUCAGACACUUUUGAGGUUGAUAUGAUGACUUGGCUUGCCACAUUUACCCCAAAGACACUG
Molecule: messenger RNA, 285 nt
Organism: Thlaspi arvense
Lineage: Eukaryota; Viridiplantae; Streptophyta; Magnoliopsida; Brassicales; Brassicaceae
Source: the annotation of a GenBank genome assembly